AUAGAGGAGAGCGAACAGAGACGUCAAACUUCCAUGUAUUUCGGUUGACCAACGUCUAUCAUGCCCUCUGAAAGUCGACACCCGUAUUAUUGCGAUGACGUACAUAACGUUGUUUUAAACAACUGGAUGGAACGUAAAAUAUACAACAAUGAAGGAUUUAUCUUCGUAUUCGGUGAUAUCGCCUAAACUUGCCGGAGGACCAAAGGGACUGGGUGAUCCUGAUGACAAAAGCUUGAGGAAGGUGGAGACAGAUAUACUGAUACCAAAGUUAAUGCGAGAAAGAACUAAAACGGAAAAAUGCGUCAGUGAAGUUAAAGAAUUCCACGACUGCUGCCUCAAUUCAGGCUUGUUAAAUGUUGUAAAGUGUAGAAAAGAAAAUGAAAUAAUGAAAUCAUGCAUGGAAAAGUGGUUCUUCAAUCAAGACUUUAUUAAAGAAUGUACGGAACAAUAUCUAAAUGAAAGAAGUGAAUUCAGGAAGACUGGAAUUCCUAAAAAACAAAGAAGUACCAGAAUAGAAGCAUCGUUAUAAAUAUAGGGAUAACAAGUAGAUGAUACCCGGAUUGUUUAUAUUGUUCAAUAAUUUUUCCAUGUAUGGUAUUUGUAAUUAAUAUAUGGAUGAUUCUGUUUCAGUAGAAAAGCCAUAGAAUAUUGCGUGAGUUAUUUCAAAUGUAGUGGGAAAGCCAAAUGGAUAAUUGGAAGUUAAAAUAAUGUUGUUUCUUAGAUAAAUCGCUCCUAAUGCAUUCAUUAUGCAUUCAUUGUGAAUUCUUGUACAGAAAACUCUUGUAUUGCAAACUAAUUGAGUGCUCAUAAAGUGAACUUUUGGGCUGUUUAUUCACAUGUAUUAUAUGUCCAUGUAAAAAAGGCGUGCAACAUUUUCAUUCUUUUUCAUUCUGCCACUUUAUUAAUUAAAAAAAAUGCAGAUUGCAAAGAAAUGUUUAUACGAUAAAGAUAUUAUUUUAUCCUAACAAGUUUAUAAUAUAAAUCGACUGUUAUAUAGAACAAGUUUUAUUGUGCAUUGCUUUAAAUAAAAAAAUCUGUGAAUUGCACAAA
This is a messenger RNA of Formica exsecta, 1050 nucleotides long. Its product is annotated as COX assembly mitochondrial protein homolog. Lineage: Eukaryota; Metazoa; Arthropoda; Insecta; Hymenoptera; Formicidae. Gene Ontology annotation, cellular component: mitochondrion. Bases 149 to 529 code for a protein of 126 amino acids. The transcript is spliced from 3 exons. The record is from RefSeq and is a predicted model, not a curated record.